Molecule: messenger RNA, 2214 nt
Organism: Ictalurus punctatus (channel catfish)
Lineage: Eukaryota; Metazoa; Chordata; Actinopteri; Siluriformes; Ictaluridae
Gene: ptgfr
Product: prostaglandin F receptor (FP)
Exons: 2
Coding region: 603-1787 (394 amino acids)
Biological process (GO): positive regulation of cytosolic calcium ion concentration; inflammatory response; adenylate cyclase-activating G protein-coupled receptor signaling pathway
Cellular component (GO): plasma membrane
Molecular function (GO): oxidoreductase activity, acting on the aldehyde or oxo group of donors, NAD or NADP as acceptor; thromboxane receptor activity; prostaglandin F receptor activity
Source: RefSeq, a predicted model, not a curated record
UGAUAUGGUGUAAGAGAAAAAAAUGGGAUGAUACUGUGGAUUAUCAUAUGGUUUGGGCGGGUUUAAAAGCUGAAUCCAUUCAAUUCAAUCUGGCAACCCUUUAGGUGUAUUUUACCCACUGUGUGAGGAGUUUAGAUCAGUCCACACAGCACAGCUGCAAGGGCACGUUGACAAGAGACGAGAAAGCAAUUUUAGGAAGCCAAUUUUGUUGUGCUGUUUUGUCAGGGACGGAUCUGGAGACUUUACCAUGCUAGAGCACAUGACUAACAUGUGCAACAGGUUCUCUCUCCUAUAAAUAAUAAAGAAAGUGCAUCUUUUGUUCCUAAUUUUCUGCUGUAAAUUCUAACUCUUCAUCCUCAAACCUCUUGGAGCAUCUGAAUGCUGGAAGACUGACAAUCCCUGGUUACGUUUCUUUACAGUGGUAAGUUUUAAUUGUGAUUUAAAAAAAAAAAAAAAAGAAGAAAAGAUCAUUGGCUACCAUGCUGUAAAAAUCAUUUGUGAUUAUUAAGAAGUUGUGGCCAUAAGUAUAAUCAUACUAACAUAUUCUGAACGUAUUCUUCGACUGCUGCUUUAAUUUGUGUUGCAGGCUUGCUUGCUCAAUCAUGUCUAACAAUUGGACUGCUGAAACAGAAUGCUUGAACUCGAGCACUAGGUCUAAUAGUAGCUGUAAUACAGAAAACAUCUCUGUCACCUCGUCUGUCAUAAGCAUGACAGUAGGGAUCAUCUCCAAUACUAUGGCUCUCUUCAUCCUUCUCAAAUCCUACCAGCGACUCCGUAGUCGGAAGUCCAAAGCUUUUUCUUUCUUGCUUUUUGCAAGUGGACUGGUGGUGACUGACUUCCUGGGUCAUCUUAUAAAUGGCUCUCUGGCUCUUUAUGUGUAUGCCUUGAACAAAGAGUGGGAAAGCUUCGACCCCCAGCAGGUUCUUUGUGGGUUUUUCGGCGUUUGUAUGUCUUUUUUUGGUCUGAGUCCCCUGUUGUUUGGAAGCAUUAUGGCUGUGGAGCGCUGCAUUGGAGUGACUUGUCCACUCUUUCACAACACAAUUUUGACUUCCUAUCACAUAAACCGGCUGUUGCCAUUGACCUGGAUCAUAGCCCUGCUCGUGGCCCUGCUGCCAGUGUUAGUGUGGCGCCCGUACCAGGUACAGGACUCCCGUAGCUGGUGCUUCUAUCGUUUGGUAGGGGUACGCGACUGGCUGGAUAUGCUCCUCCCCAUGAUCUUCUCCGUAUUGGGACUCCUGGCUCUGCUCGUCUCCUUUGUGUGUAACAGUGUGACUGGAUUCACUCUUCUGUGGUCCAGAAUGCAGAAAGACUGCCGCUGCUCUCCGAAAAGUUCUCUCCACUCUGAGAUGAUAUGCCAGCUCCUUGCAAUCAUGACGGUAUCGUGUGUAUGUUGGGGUCCUUUUCUGGUUACAGUCAUUAUCACGAGCUUGCAAGAUAAAGGUGAAAUUGUGUACAGCCACCUGUUGUUGACUUUGCGACUGGCCACAUGGAACCAGAUUCUUGACCCGUGGGUGUACAUACUUCUGCGCAGGGCUGUUCUAAAGCGUCUUUGCCUGCUGGCACAGAGAUUCUACAGUCCAUGCCCAAAACAUAGACCAGAAUUUAGAUGGAGGUUUAGCACUCUGGGGAGUUCUGUGAGGGCGAGCAGCUCUGUAAGCAGCAGACCAGACUCCAUGUGCUUGAAGACACGCUCAUCACAACCAGCAGGAAGUAUGCGUGAGCUGGAGUGGAGGAGAGAAGUUUGCCACAAGUAUAUUCUGGUUAGAGCGAAAGGUCCUGAAUGUUAAAAAAAAAAAAAAAUGUAUUAAUGAAUUACAAUUAUUAAUAACUCAUUAUCAUUAUGAGUAUGAGUGUAUGAAUAUAUUCUUGGCUACAGUUAAAGUCAUAAGUUUACAUAAAGAAUCUGCUAAAUGUUAAUAAGUAAAAAAUAAUAAAUCUGGAUGAUCGGCGUCUGUGUUUAUGUUUUGUGAUAGUCGUUCAUGAGUCCCUUGUCCCUUGUUCAGAUCCGUCUUUUCAGACUGAGGACGACUGAGGGACUCGUACACGACUAUUACAAAAGGGUGCAAAGUUUUUGAACAAGUUUAUUGAUGUAAAUUGUUAUUAUUUUGUUUAAAGAUCUUUUUUUUUUCAUUUAGUACUGCCCUUCAGAAAGCCUGAAUGUUAAUUCUGGUACUCUGCAGAAGAAAAGCUUUGAAAAUCACAGGGGAACUGAUG